Alternaria postmessia is the source of this 1449-nucleotide messenger RNA. RefSeq lists its product as uncharacterized. The record is from RefSeq and is a predicted model, not a curated record. NCBI's taxonomy places the organism in Eukaryota, Fungi, Ascomycota, Dothideomycetes, Pleosporales, Pleosporaceae. The coding region runs from base 1 to 1449 and encodes 482 amino acids. The transcript is spliced from 2 exons.
AUGCGUUACUCCUUCGCCGCCUCCACCCUUCUUGGCCUUGCCGCCGCCCUUCCCCAAAGAAUCAAUAUCGACGCUGCCUUAGCUGUCCCCACUCCCUCGAUCCUGGGUCCUAAGAUCGAGGACACGAAGCCUGCUGAGCCUACUUACAACCCCACUGCCGCUGCUUCUGUUGUUGCCGCCGUUGUUGAGAGCGAGGGUAUUAUUCAAAAGCGUGACAGUUUCACGGUGGGGAAGCGUGAUGCUUGUAAUACGCAGCCUCUUGGUAACGGCCCUACUAUCUCACCUGACACUGCCGCGGCAUUCUCCUCGGCUGCUGAGUUGAGUGAGAUUGCUCGAAAUGCUGGAACUCCGUCCGGUUACCAGCAGUCCUUUGUAGACAAGAGCGGAAGCUCUCAACAGAUUGGCUACUUGACCUACAAGACUUACCAGACUUACGACGUUCAGGGCUGUGCUGAUGCCUGCGACGGCGAGAAGUACUGCCUUGGCUUCAAUAUCUACUUUGAACGCGACCCAUCUCUUGAGCCUGGACCCAAUUGCCCUAACCCCCCUUCCACCAACAACAUCAAAUGCUCUCUCUAUGGAUAUCCUGUCGCAGCCAAGGCUGCCACAAAUAUGGGCCAGUGGCGUCAAGACUUCCAAGUCGUCAUUGCUGGUAGCAACGGUUAUACCAAAACCAACAAAGGUCUGCCAAACGCGGAGGACUUCAAGGCUCCGACCAGUCUACCAGCAGCUAUCAACGCGCCCCUCGAUAACGGCUAUGAUACUUACAACGGCAUGCGCCUUUUCAACGAUAACCCAUUCGACCCUACACUCUGUGCUGCCGCAUGCAAAUCCCAAACGGAAUACGAUAUGGCACAUCCCAACUCUGAUGGCACUUACAAGCCUUGCAACUUCUUCACCUCCUAUAUCCUCACUCAGAAUGGCGUCCCCCUUGGCACUUACUGCGCUUUCUACACACGCUCCUGGGACCCUAGCUACGCCGUUAACACUGGCUACUAUGCCGGCGACGAUGAGUACAAGGUAAUCAACGCUGGCUCGUACGAAAUCACUAGUCCCAACCUUUCGCCAUCGCCAUCGCCAUCGCCAUCGCCAUCGCCUUCACCAUCGCCAUCUGCUGUCGAUGUCACUCCAACCCCAACCCCAACCCCAACUCCGACUCCCACACCUACUCCCGUCCCGGCGCCGCCCGUUGUCUGCGGAGCCACCAACCUCAGACGAAGCGCCAUGACAUACCAAAAACUCAUCCGCAUGGGUGACGGCUCCAAUUUCGACCCUGCUCUCUGCCAAAGGUUCUGUCGCAGCAUAGGUACCUGCCGCAGCUUCGGCGUUCAAGCUUACAACUGCGAACUGUAUGGUCCCUCUGUCGCUCAGGUUCGAUGGAUUAGCGAUGCUGAUGGCCCGGCAACGAGCGUGUCAUACAAGUUUUAUGACAUUGGGUGUGCGUUGUAG